This is a messenger RNA of Funneliformis caledonium, 741 nucleotides long. The record is from the annotation of a GenBank genome assembly. NCBI's taxonomy places the organism in Eukaryota, Fungi, Glomeromycota, Glomeromycetes, Glomerales, Glomeraceae.
AUGUUAAAAUUUUGUUCACAGUUUCUAAUAGAUCUCUUCAAAGUCCAAUCUCAAGCUGAACAACAAAUAAUAAAUGAGAAAGUCAAAGUUGAACAAAUUCCAAGACAAAUAAUAAUAGCACAAGACGCUCAUCCUUUAUUACCAACGGAAUGUAUGCAACAAAUAUUUAAAUAUGUCAAUGUUCAAGAAAAUGGACUUUAUUCCUGUCUUUUCGUUAAUAAAUAUUGGUGUAAAAAUGUACUUCCAUUACUUUGGGCUUCCCCUUUUCGAAAUUCAUAUAUUAUAGGUUGUUGGGCAACCGUAAAUUCAUAUUCAAAGAGCACCCUAUCUAAAGAGGCCCUUAGGCAACUUAAUAAAUACAAAUUUAUAGAAACUUGUAUUUCUUGCUUGGAUAAUCAAGAAUUUUCUUACCUAAAUUCUUUAUUUCAAAAUUACUAUUCAAUUAACCUCUCAUCCGGAAAGAAACCUUUAAUUAAUUAUCCUAGUUUUUUACAAGAACUUUUUUAUGACGACUUUGAGAGUACAAUUCAUUCAUAUUUAAUGAACAAAUUUGGAGUUAAGUAUAAAGAACAACAAGUUCUUGUCAUUGCAACUUAUUUAAUGAAAUUAUUUCUUUCUGAAUCAACGAAUCUUCGAAUAAUAAACUUUAAUAGACAUCAAAAUUUUCAUAAAUUAGAUAUGCCCAAUUUAUUACUAGGAAAAAAAUCAACAAAAAAUUCCUUCUUAACGUUAGAUAGGUUG